CGGCAGGCUGAGAUUUAUGCAUAGUCCCGGAGAGCUUGCCAACACCAACCAGGAGGUUUAGAGCAGCUUGGCUUUGUAGCAGGGGAUUUCAUACUGCUCACGCACUGCCUAGCAGGAGGGAGAUAUGCCUACUUUAUCCAAUCUGACACAGAUGCUGGAAGAUGUCUUCAAAAAGAUUUUUAUUACUUAUAUGGACAAUUGGCGCAGGAACACAACAGCUGAGCAAGAGGCCCUACAAGCCAAAUUGGAUGCUGAGAACUUCUACUAUGUCAUCUUGUACCUCAUGGUGAUGAUCGGAAUGUUCUCUUUCAUCAUUGUAGCUAUCCUGGUGAGCACAGUGAAAUCCAAGAGGCAAGAGCACUCCAACGAUCCCUACCACCAGUACAUCGUGGAAGAUUGGCAAGAGAAGUACAAGAGUCAAAUCUUGAAUCUAGAAGAAUCAAAGACCACCAUCCAUGAGAACAUGGGUGCAGCAGGGAUCAACAUGGGUCCUUGAGAAACAGAAGAAGCAUAAAGCCAACAUCUGAUAUCCAGAUCCAAAGAGAUGCCCGUGCCAUGGAGCAAAUCCAAGUUGUAAUUGCUUAGAAGAUACUCAGUUCCUUG
Molecule: messenger RNA, 603 nt
Organism: Zalophus californianus (California sea lion)
Lineage: Eukaryota; Metazoa; Chordata; Mammalia; Carnivora; Otariidae
Gene: KCNE2
Product: potassium voltage-gated channel subfamily E regulatory subunit 2
Exons: 2
Coding region: 125-496 (123 amino acids)
Biological process (GO): regulation of ventricular cardiac muscle cell membrane repolarization; regulation of heart rate by cardiac conduction; ventricular cardiac muscle cell action potential
Cellular component (GO): membrane
Molecular function (GO): potassium channel regulator activity; delayed rectifier potassium channel activity; transmembrane transporter binding
Source: RefSeq, a predicted model, not a curated record